This is a messenger RNA of Anoplophora glabripennis (Asian longhorned beetle), 724 nucleotides long. RefSeq names its product 60S ribosomal protein L11 (gene RpL11). The record is from RefSeq and is a predicted model, not a curated record. Gene Ontology annotation, molecular function: RNA binding; structural constituent of ribosome. NCBI's taxonomy places the organism in Eukaryota, Metazoa, Arthropoda, Insecta, Coleoptera, Cerambycidae. The coding region runs from base 86 to 649 and encodes 187 amino acids. Gene Ontology annotation, biological process: translation. Gene Ontology annotation, cellular component: cytosolic large ribosomal subunit; ribosome. The transcript is spliced from 4 exons.
CCUCCUUGACGACCUAUCGUAUGUUAGCAACGAAACCUGUUUUAUCGAUAGUCGUUACGUUACCAACUUCCUUCACAAGUUAACCAUGGCGCCCGUUGCUAAAAGAGAGAAGAAAGAGGUUAAGGAUAAAUCCAAAAAUCCUAUGAGAGAAUUGCACAUUCGAAAAUUAUGUUUAAAUAUUUGUGUCGGAGAAUCUGGUGACAGACUUACUCGUGCAGCCAAGGUAUUAGAACAGCUGACUGGCCAACAACCUGUAUUUUCCAAGGCUAGGUAUACUGUAAGGUCUUUUGGUAUUCGUCGUAAUGAAAAAAUUGCUGUCCACUGUACUGUACGUGGCGCCAAAGCAGAAGAAAUCUUAGAAAGAGGACUCAAAGUACGAGAAUAUGAAUUGAGGAGAGAUAACUUUUCUGCCUCUGGAAACUUCGGCUUUGGUAUACAAGAACACAUCGAUCUUGGUAUCAAAUAUGACCCGAGCAUAGGUAUCUAUGGUUUAGAUUUCUACGUUGUAUUAGGCCGUGCAGGUUUUAACGUAGCCCACAGGCGAGCCAAACGAGGCAAGGUUGGAUUCCCUCAUCGCUUGACAAAGGAAGAUGCGAUGAAAUGGUUCCAACAGAAAUAUGACGGUAUAAUUUUGGCAAGCAAAAAGUGAGGUGUGAUCAUAUUUUUAUGUUUAUCGUUUAACAUAUUUGUGUGAUUACGCCUAAUAAAUUUGUUAUAAAAACAA